This is a messenger RNA of Callorhinchus milii (elephant shark), 831 nucleotides long. RefSeq names its product mitochondrial import inner membrane translocase subunit Tim29-like. The transcript has 4 exons. Lineage: Eukaryota; Metazoa; Chordata; Chondrichthyes; Chimaeriformes; Callorhinchidae. Gene Ontology annotation, cellular component: TIM22 mitochondrial import inner membrane insertion complex. The record is from RefSeq and is a predicted model, not a curated record. Gene Ontology annotation, biological process: protein insertion into mitochondrial inner membrane. The coding region runs from base 1 to 831 and encodes 276 amino acids.
AUGGCCGCCGAACGUCACGGCGUCGAGUGGCGGUGGCGGUGCAGCCACGACGCCCGUGGGGCGGGCGGGAGGGCGGGAAGGAGGUCGCGAGUGAUGGCGGCGCGCGUGGUGAGGCGUGCGCUGAGCCUGGGAGCCGGGAUCGGCCCGGCCGCCUCGGUCUCCCGCUGGCAGAGGCUGCUCAACUCGAGGAUCGGUGUGUGGUGUAAGAGCCUGCUGAGCGACUACACCGACGCGUGCAAGGACGUGGUGGUGGGCGCCUGGGAGCGGCCCGUGCGCGCUGCGAUCUACGCAGCGGUUCUGGCCGGCGCCGUUGUCUCUAUGAGGACGGCGCCGGACGAGCACUCUUUCCAGGUGGCGCUACUGGAGGCGAGCGGAGAGCUGCUGCUUCUCUCCUCGUCGGAGCGCAACCCUACCACAGACUGCCAUGUCCAGGCCCUGCUAAAGCACCGUGAGGGUGGCACUCUGCGCUUCAGCAACCUCUUAUUCUGCUCCGUGGUUUACUCAAGCCCCUUCGCGCCUGAGUGUCAGCUGUAUGCAGCACAGUGCAAGAAUCUUAAGCCCAGGUGGGAGGAUUUCCCGUCGCGCGUGCUGGAUGUCGGCUUUGGCGGGCGUUGGUGGAUGCUUCACAAGAAGGCACACGACUAUGACAUCAACGAUGGGGAGUUUGAGCAGCUGUCACCCGCUCAGCGCAUUGUCUUGCAUGAGGACUUACACUCGCAGCGCAAUGAACAACUCCACGAGCUGCGCUACCGGCAGCCAGUCACGCUCACCGAUGAACAAGUGCGGCAAGCCGAGCCGGUGCGGCAGGAACCGCUCUUGGUAAAAGUUUAG